Haliotis rufescens (red abalone) is the source of this 3677-nucleotide messenger RNA. RefSeq lists its product as uncharacterized. The transcript has 2 exons. The coding region runs from base 1 to 1482 and encodes 493 amino acids. NCBI's taxonomy places the organism in Eukaryota, Metazoa, Mollusca, Gastropoda, Lepetellida, Haliotidae. The record is from RefSeq and is a predicted model, not a curated record.
AUGACAACUUCAGAAAAUAUAACCAUCUUAAGGAAAUCUCAAAUCAAAGAAAUACAGACAAAUGCGCAAAAUAUUAAAGAUGAAAUCAGAAAUAUACGUCAGAGAGUAGUAGAAGUGAUUUUAAGAAAGGAAAAACAACUCCUUGAUAAAGUCGACCGAUCAUCCGAUGAACAAUUACAUGAAUUACACGCAGAAAUAAAAUCCCAGGAGAUUGAGCUACAGAUGUACCAGCAGCAGUAUGAGUUCACAGCCAAUGCUGUGACGUCCAACUGUGAGAGGGACAUGUAUGCUGUCUACGAGUCGGUGGGUCAGGCGCCUACAGACAACAGACAGACGGGCAACAGACCAGCGCCAGGAAGGGUUGUAUUCACACACGACAUGGGCAACAGACCAGCACCAGGAAGGGUUGUAUUCACACACGACACGGACAACAGACCAGCGCAAGGAAGGGUUGUAUUCACACACGACACGGGCAACAGACCAGCACCAGGAAGGGUUGUAUUCACACACGACACGGACAACAGACCAGCGCAAGGAAGGGUUGUAUUCACACACGACAUGGACAACAGACCAGCACCAGGAAGGGUUGUAUUCACACACGACAUGGACAAGCUGAGUAAAGCAGUGGAUGACCUACAGCUGGGGGAGGUUGCAGCUGUCCGUUGUGUGAGUGACCGCCAGUCUACCCCUGUUUUACAUCACAAUAUUGACUGUGUGGCGGACGGGGAUAAGAAGGAUACUCAUUUGAAUGACGUCACAGUGUUGACUGUUGAUGGUUUAACUGUAACAGUAGUUGCAGAUUACUAUAACAAGAGCCUCAAAACAUAUCACACAUCAGACCCAAACACGCUUGGUAAUUUACUGCUUUCUGGUUGGCCUUGGCAAAUAGCAAAGUUAAGUGAGAGUCAGAUAGCUGUCAGUGUUCCAAACAAUAAGGAAAUAGUUACAGUGAAUGUUACCCCAGAUCCUGUAUUACUGUCAACUAUCAAAACAAGCAAGGAGUACUUCGCUCUGUCCUCUCUGAGCCCUUCACAGCUGGCGGCGGGUACAUGUAGACAAUCUCACUCUGUGGACAUACUGGACAUGACAGGGAGGAUACUGAAGUCUAUCAACACAGGUAUCAUAAGGAGUCCAGACUAUAUCCAUGUCACCAGUAAUGGUGACUUGAAAGUCAGUGGAGUUAACUCCCUUGUAUGUGUGACCAGUGAAGGAGUCGCUGUUUCCACCUACACUCCCGCGGGAGUCAGAGCUUUGACAUUUCCUCGGGGUAUCACAACAACCAGCACAGGAGAUAUCCUGCUUGCAGACAAAGACUCCCACAAGGUGAUUCAGCUGACAGAGUCGGGGCAGUUUGUCAGAGAUGUACUCACACAUCAGGAUGGUCUGAAAGAUCCCCGUGGUAUCUGUCUUGAUGGGGACAGGUUUCUGUAUGUUACAUGUGGCCGAUUUGUCCGCAUAUUCAAAUUUAAAAAAACCCUGUGAAGUGAGACAUGUCUACAUAUGUACAUGGUUAAGACCAUGAGACAAUUCCUCCUUUACGGCAAUUUCCGAUCUUGUUCAUUGCUUUCAACAGUAAUUCACAUAGUUAAGAUAUUACAUCCACUAUUGGAAUGGAAUGUCACAAAGAGAAGGCCUAUCUCAUGGCAGUACCUGAGAUCACGUGACCUGAGUCCGCUCACCUAGAACAGUGAUGUCAUUUUCUGUUGAAUAAUAUAUGUUUGAGGAGUGUAGUUGGUGAAUCCCCAUGCCUCUUAAAAAUAUUUAAUUUUGAUUGAAUCAUGUGUUAGUCGUUGCUCGAAAGUUUUAUUUGAACUUCCCGACAGACAUGUCCAGCAAUUCAUAACUUAAUCGUAGUACCAAGAAACUAUGAUGUUUAUGUUUGAUCACAUGACAUAUAUAUAUAUAAUACUUAACACUACUAUGUCUACUACAUGAACUUAUCACGGUUCCCUGAGAGUUUGACAGCUUUCGGUCUGUUAUAGGAGAGAUAAUGAGUAGCGGAUGCCUUCAGAACUGUUGAACUUCGAUCACUAUUAUCGACAGAUUCUAAAUAAUAUGACGGACGCGCUAGCGAUUGAAGUUGCCGUAAAAGAUCACAAUACCAACACUGAUCAACCAUUAAAAAAACUCCAGCAGGGAAAACAUAUUGUAUUACUUUUCUAAAAGUUUCAGCACCGUUUCAGUUUGAUUUAUGUUCAAGGUAGACGGAGCUUUAACACACAUUUAGAAACCUCCUCCCCAGUUCUGAGCAUUAUAGGCAAUACACGUAGUGAAACCAUAUCUUGAUAAGGGAUUGCCGAAGUAUGUAUUGCCGAUAUAUUCAAACAAUUCAUUUGCAAAAUUAGUGAUCAGAAUACAUCACUGAACAUCAGUUAAUAGCUUAUUAUUGCACUUUUGUGUCAAGGAACGUUACUGAGGAAUUUCACAUUGUGACACUUGGUCUGUGAGUUCUCUAUCGCAGUCAUUAAAGUCGACUUCUUGUCCCACUUUGGGCUUUCUUCCCUUAAAGAUGACACAUUGUGACAACCGAAAUACUCAAAGUAGCGUUAAUACUCAACCUAGUAUGCAAUUUAUUAACAUUGCAAAGUGUUUACAAUGUUUCGACAUUUUGGUAAACAGUUAUCAGGAUUCCUAUUUGUUUAGAUCCUCGUCUCAAUAACAGGAACAACUCCGAAUACUUCAGCAACUAAACAUAUAUCUUCUCAACUUGUUUGUUCUCCUUCAUUUAGCACUAAGACCCCAUUGGGAUUCAGGUUACAGAGGUCCCCAGCAAUCUGUGUAUGUAGUAAGAGACGAUUUAAUGGAUCGUGUGGUCGGGCUCGAUGACUUGGAUCAUUGUGUAUCACCGUGCUCGUCGAUAGUUGUUAUAUUAUCAAUCACCAGAUAGUCUGGUUCCGACUCGUACAGGUCGACACCAUAGAGACGGAAUAUUGCUUGAUACGGCACUGAACGGGAUAAAACAAGCAUAGAGGAAUUUUAUCAAGAAAAUGAGUUAAAUGGUGAUGAUUUGAAGUUUUCUAAUGUUUGUAAUUAGUUACACUCACAUGUAGUUUUGUCCCGCGUGUGCAUGUCCAUGUGUAUUAUAGGAUGUAUUGUAGUAUAUAUUGUAGUAUAUAUUGUAGUAUUUAUUGUGGGGUUUGUAUCAUGACUGUUAGGAUGCAUAAAAAUAAACGUUUCUCAACAUAUUUGUUUCUGAAGUGAGGAGGGAGAUAGGAUUUUUUUCAUAUUGAAAAAUGUCAUCAUGAAGGCUUCUUAGUUCCUGCGCAUCAAGCAUACCACAUGGGCAAAAGAAAUUGAUUUGAGCUUGGCUCUUUAAUGCAACGUCAAAUGCCAAUAUGCAGAACAUGAUCUGCUUCAUAUCACGAGACAUUUGACAAAAAUAUGUUUUCUGGCAAACUAAACACAAGGCCAAAAGCGUUUCUCUCUCUUUUUACCUCCCAGGGGUGGCCCAGUGGGAUAACUGCGUCUCUUCGCAAUUGGCUGUCGUGGGACGUUGCUCAUGUUAUCAACCAUGGGUUUCUAUUAUCCUAUUAUAAUCUAUUAUUUACGAGCGGUCGUUAUGCAACAGACAUACUGCUGAUUGGGUAUUAAACAGUCAAUCGUACUUUGCAAUUGAGGCGAUUUCAUGACUUUCCCAUACCCAUAAAAAUGACAAAUUAAACUGAUGCCUCUUUGCG